Daldinia caldariorum is the source of this 666-nucleotide messenger RNA. RefSeq names its product major facilitator superfamily domain-containing protein. Gene Ontology annotation, molecular function: transmembrane transporter activity. Bases 1 to 666 code for a protein of 221 amino acids. Lineage: Eukaryota; Fungi; Ascomycota; Sordariomycetes; Xylariales; Hypoxylaceae. The transcript is spliced from 3 exons. Gene Ontology annotation, biological process: transmembrane transport. The record is from RefSeq and is a predicted model, not a curated record.
AUGAUUGCCGUAGUGUAUCUUAUAGAAGAUAUUUGGAUGCGAUGCGAGGACGAUACGACCGCUUCUUCUGCCGCUACUGCCACUCUUGAAAAGACGAACAGCCGAGAAGCCUCCGUGCAAUCGCGCCCUCGACAAGUGCAGGAUGUCGAAAAGCAAGAAGUGGAAAAUAGCGAGCCACCCGUCGAUUCUGCUGCCGCCGACAUCGAGCAAGAUUAUCCAGCCCCUUGGAAAUUAUUCCUCCUGUUAGUUGCCCUAUGUAUGGCCAUGCUCGUCGUGUCCUUGGACGGUAUCAUUCUCGCCACCGCCAUCCCACGAAUCACCAACGACUUCAACUCGCUAGAUGAUGUCGCCUGGUAUGGUAGUUCGUACCUCUUCGCCGUCUGCGCCUUGAAGUUGAUGUUCGGCAAGUUCUACGUCAUGUACUCGGUGAAAUGGGUAUUCCUGAUAGGCGUUUUCAUCUUUGAGAUCGGUUCUCUCAUCGCCGCCGUUUCUCCCUCGUCGGCUGUCUUAAUCAUCGGUCGAACUGUCUCUGGUUUGGGUGCUACUGGUAGUUUCGCAGGGGCUAUCAUCAUCUUGGCAGGUAAUGUACCCCUGAGACUGCGACCAAUGUAUACCGGUCUCUUGUCCAGCAUGCAUGACAUCGCCAGCGUUGCUGGUCCUCUGUGA